Messenger RNA from Apis florea (little honeybee), 2717 nucleotides. RefSeq lists its product as uncharacterized. The record is from RefSeq and is a predicted model, not a curated record. Lineage: Eukaryota; Metazoa; Arthropoda; Insecta; Hymenoptera; Apidae.
CUUACAGCAAAAAUCAACUACUCUGAUAACAAUUUACUCGCAUAACUGUAAUAAAAAGGAAAGGAAAUAUUUAAUAACAGUUAUCAGUGAUAGACAAAUGGUAAAAGAAGUAGUAACAAGUAGUAGGUAAUACUUCGCAACGAUGUUCAAUCAAACAAUCUCAAUGAUGCUCGUCGAGCAGUUUUAAUAAACAAUUUUGUCCAACGAAAAGGACAAGAUUAUUUCUUUUUCUUUUUUUCUUCAAAACGGCGAAAAGGAAGUCACGAAACACGGCGAACCACUACGAUAUCCACUACACGGGCUCGUACGCGUAUAGCAACGGAGCACCGAGCGUGUACAGCAGCCACUAUCCGGCGAACGGUGGCUUCGUGCAGCCUCAUCUUCAUGAAGACUACCGGCCGAUUUACUUUUACGUAGCGCAACCUUAUACUAUUCCGUAUACGUUUGCGAAGAGACCGAGACCGUCGUCGUUGUUAAGAUCUGGGAAACCUCGGAGUAAUUGUCGUGUCAAAUUCUCCAAGAGGCUCGGCAAUAACGAUUUCUCCCAAAAGGUCAAACAAGGAGAGUUUUCGAGGAGUCUUAGUCAGGUUCACUUCGUCGAGAAUCAAGGACAAGUGAUCUCAAACUAUCCGAAGACUGGGUUGCCUCGUGAUCCAAGGAUGACGUCUAUGUUUCGAAGGGGCACGAUUUUUGCCACGUUCUUCCUCUCGUUGCUGGGCGGUGGGCUGGUCUGCGCCGCAUUGGUGACGCAACAUUGGGUGGAAGCGCGACCCUUCAGAACUCCAAAUCCUCAAGAAAGUGCGGGCAGAGUUCAUUUCGGCCUUCUCCAAGGAAAGAAGGAAUUGAACGUCGCCUAUGGUUGGAGAACCUAUCAUAUUUCGGUGCCUCAAAUGAUCAAGCAAGACCCCACAGUGAUGUCCUGGGGACUUUGGAUAAGUACUUUAACGACAACCUCGGCUGCACUUGUCACUGCUGGUCUAGCUGCUUUACUCGCUGUUUUGAAUACAGCCACUUCACCUAGAUCCAAGAUCCUUUCUGAUCCUGGAGUAUAUUUCAUAAAUAUUUUAACGUUAUUAAUGUGCAUGGCGAGUACGAGCACUUGGCUGGCGCAAUAUUACACAAAGCUAUACUUCAAUGUGCUUCCUAAGGAGGAUAUUGAUAAUAUGUGGACCAGUGAAGGUUCUGCUGAGCUUGGUUAUUCAUUUUGGCUCGUUGUAUGCGCUGGUGUAGUACAUUUAAUCAGCAUAGCAUUGGUCGGUUGGGGCUCAGGACGAGACAAGAUCGAACGUCUGGAGACAAUUCCGGCAUUGGAGGAAAAGACUGCUGCGGCAAUAAUGCUGUAUUGAACUUUGAAAUUCUUGAGCCAGAUCUCAGAGACAAGAAAUCCAUUACAAAAAUUACAAAGUGCUGCUCAUAUCUGUUAGUGUGCGACGUGAGGAUCGAUUAAGCAGAAAGCAGAUUGCAAUAAUUUUGCUAUUCGAGAAACGACAAGUUCCUAAAUGUUAGCAUACUUAACAUUAUAGUAUUAAAAGGAAACAAAGGAGCAAGCACGUUAAUAGAAUUAUUAUAUAAUAAUAUAAUCUUAAAAUUGCAAUAUAAAAUUUUUCUGAAAAUAUCCAAUUUAUACAAUUCAAUUAUUCAAGAUUAUUCAUAAUCAAUAGACGAAUUUAAUCGUGCAAAAUCAAGAUUUUUUAUAAACAUUUUAUCAAAUUGAGUGUGGGAAUAGCAGAUACAAUUUUUGUCGUCGAUUUUUAUCAAAAUUAUGUCAAAAUACAUUUUGAUUAGAUCUGUAAUUUCCAAUUAAAUAUUCUAUUUGGAAAACAUAACCGCAGGAUUUUCAGACCGUUGAAAUUAUCGAGAGUGAAAACCAAGCUGUAUAAUUGAUGAUUUUUACAUGAAAUUAGUUAUGGAUUUUCACCAUAAUAUUAGGUGAAUUUAAACAUUUUGAUUAGUAAUAAUAAAGUUCAGUACAUAUAUAUAUAUAGUAUAUAUAGCAUACAAAGUAUAUACUAUAUGCUAUAUGAUGUUGAAUUAUGCUAUUAUUUUUUUGUAAUACUUGCAAGAAAUAUCUCGAUUAGACAUAAAUAUACAAGAUGUUAAUAUAUUUGUAGGAUACUCUAUCUUUUCUAUUAACUUAUAAGCAAUUUAAAGAAUUUGCAAUUCUUUAAACAUCUGCCACAAAUAUAUUAAUACUUUGUAUACGCAUCAAGCGCAAUUUAUUCUACUAUAAUAGUAGUAUUCUUUUUUCUUAUAAUUGUUGAAUUAUAUUUGUCAAUUUAUAAUCUAAAUAUUUUUUUUUGUUAUCUUUUAUGCAUCUAAAAAUAUUCAUUUUUGCAUUUAUUAAUCUUUAAAUUAAUCUUCCUUCUUUUAAAAAAAACUUUCAACAUUUUUUUUUGUUUACAAUAUAAAUAAUAAUUAGAAUCUAAGAAAAAUAACAUACAUGCACAUCUUGCCUUUUAGAUGAAUGAUAAAAUAAAUGGGCGUGUUUAUAUUUCCUAUCCAUGUGUUUGUGGUUGUACUUAUGUACGAGGUGAUUAAAAAGAAAUUCAAAUUUCACAGGUUGUAAAUAGAAACGGAGUUUGAUACUCUGUAGUGAUUUAUUUAUUACGUAGUAUCUUAAUUAACUAUAUCAUAAAUGUAAUAAAACAAUUAAAAAGACAAUACAGAUAAGAUGCGUAGAUCUGCAUUUAUACCAUAAUAAAAAAGGUUUGCUUUUA